AUGCCGCCCUUUGAGCCGGUGCGGCGUGCUCAGCCCUGCGACCCUUCCUUGUUGAGCUGCCUCGCUGGCGAUGCUUUUCCUCAGGGCUUAGCGGGACUGCAGAACGCUGGUGGUCGAGAAAGCCGCUGUGAAGCUGGCUCCUGCCCUGCGACUGAAAAUGCAGCAUCUCGGGAGCCACUGAUUGUGACAGCAGUGAAGUUUUUACAGAAUCCACGAGUCCGCCAAAGUCCUCUUGCAACCAGAAGAGCGUUUCUGAAGAAGAAAGGCCUGACAGAUGAAGAGAUUGACCUGGCUUUCCAGCAGUCGGGCACAACCACGGAUGAGCCACAGUCCCCAGGUCCUUCUACACAGCUGGUGCCAACUCAGCCCUCUCACCCUGUGGUGUAUAGUCCUCCUGGCUCCAGAUGGCGAGAUUAUGGGGCUUUGGCUAUCAUCAUGGCAGGAAUUGCCUUUGGAUUCCACCAGCUCUACAAGAAAUACCUGCUUCCUCUCAUCAUGGGAGGCAAAGAAGACAGGAAACAACUUCAGAGGAUUGAGUCAAACAUUUCUGAGAUGAGUGGCAGUGUGACACAGACAGUGACUCAGUUACAGACAACGUUAGCAGCUGUCCAGGAACUGCUAAUCCAGCAACAACAGAAAAUCCAGGAGCUCACCCAAGAACUGGCUGCUUCUAAGGCCACAACUUCCACCAACUGGAUUCUGGAGUCGCAGAAUAUUAAUGAACUGAAAUCUGAGAUAUACUCGUUAAAAGGACUUCUCCUGAACCGGAGGCAGUUCCCUCCCUCCCCUUCGGCUCCUAAGAUCCCGUCAUGGCAGAUCCCAGUGAAGCCAAGCUCACCCUCCAACCCUGUUGUUGCCAACCAUAACAGCAGCAGUGACAUCUCACCUGUCAGCAACGAGUCUACCACCUCAUCACCAGUCAAGGAGAACCACAGCCCUGAGGGUUCGAAGGUCAGCUGCCAUCUGCUGAGCACAGAGGAGGGCAACAAGGCGGUGAUUGACGUCAAGAGCCAAGUGCGGAUGGAGGUGCAGGGUGAGGAGGAGAAAAGGGAAAACAAAAGGAAUGAAGAGGAGGAAGAGGACGAUGAGGAUGAUGAUGUUAGCCAUGUGGAUGAGGAGGAAUGUCUGGGUGUCCAGACUGAGGACCGGCGAGGAGGGGAUGGUCAGAUUAAUGAGCAAGUGGAAAAGCUACGAAGACCUGAGGGGGCCAGCAACGAGAAUGAGAUUGACUAAAGCACCCUGGCUUCUGCUGCUGCUGCUGUACAUCUUCCCUAGCCUCCUGCACUGUCCCCGGUGCCUCUCCCAUUUUGUGGAGAGAAGUGCCACCAUCCCCUCCAGUGAUUCUCCCAUGAUUGACCUUGAGUAGGGUCAUGAUUGCCCAGUGAACAAGGUGGGCCCUGUUUCACCACAGGGCUUUGCAGUGUUGCGGUGGCUUCUUCUCCCCUCCCAGACCCACCUUCUCCCCAUGAGCUGGGGUCACUGCCUAGGCUGGAAGACCAAUCGCCUUACCAUGCACCACUGCUACAGAAUAAGUCCUCUUACAAAAACACCAUCUCUCCUGAAACAGUCAGCCUCUUCGCUGCAUCCUAGAGUCCUUCUGUCCAAUUUCAGAAACCAAUCUGUCCUGAGCUCUUUGAUUUCACAAGCCUUUAAUCCCCACAUAAGGCCCAAACCAGUUCUCUGUUUCCCAAAAUAACCCUCUGUUUUAUUUCUCAAACUCCUUGAUAUUCUGUUGCCAAAAAAAGAACGUUUUAACCCCAAAUUCCUCACCAGAUCUCAGUCUUGGCUCUUCCAAGCCUUAUGUCAAGCCUCAAAUUCCUGAAACUACCUAGCGUCUAAAAACACUAAAUUUCUGUGGGGUCCAAAGAACACUAUUUCCACCCCACAUGCCUACACUCAUCGAAGUGGCCUCUUGCUAGGGACCAAGUCCAGGUUUCAUGGCCACAGUAAAAUCCAUGAGAACAGGUGGCUUUGUUACUGAUUGCUCCCCAGUAAAAGAAGGCUUUAAAAGAAAUUGACCCCACUCAUCCCAAUUAUUACCCUUCCUCCUCCAAAGACAAGGAGCUCAACAUCCGUUUUUGACAUCUUACAUUUUAUUUAUAGCUGCCCUGAAUGAAUGAAUGAAUGAGGUGACAUCAGAUGCUGAAAUAGUUGGUUAAUUCUGAAUCUUUGCAAUGGUUCUUAGCCUGUUUUUCUCCCUGAGGAGAAAACCCAACUUAAAUGAUCAGCUGAGACCUGCACCUACCCAGUGACAGGCACCUGCUUCAGCACAGCAGUCUUUACAGAAGAGAAAACAGUUCCAGCUCUGAGGUACACCACUGGCCCUUCUUGCCCAGUCCAGCCUUUUUUUGCCCCAUUUGGGCUAUACACAAAUUAAAACAGUGAAUUUUGAAACCUCUCAUUUGCAGCAUUGUGUUCUCAGCUGGUAAAAUGGUGGAGUCCAAUUAUAUUAUUCACUGCAUCAGAGCCUCUUAGCAGAGCAAUUCUUGUAACAACCGAGUCUCACUGUCCUCACCAAGCAAGUGUGCUCAUCUGUGUGAUCAUGUAUAGAUUUCAAAUAUAAAAUACGAUUGUAUAUAAUUGUAAUAAAUAUGAGUUACCACUAUUUAACACCA
Messenger RNA from Aptenodytes forsteri (emperor penguin), 2615 nucleotides. RefSeq names its product peroxisomal biogenesis factor 14 (gene PEX14). Gene Ontology annotation, cellular component: peroxisomal membrane; peroxisomal importomer complex. Gene Ontology annotation, molecular function: signaling receptor binding. Lineage: Eukaryota; Metazoa; Chordata; Aves; Sphenisciformes; Spheniscidae. Gene Ontology annotation, biological process: protein import into peroxisome matrix, docking. The record is from RefSeq and is a predicted model, not a curated record. The coding region runs from base 1 to 1233 and encodes 410 amino acids. The transcript has 9 exons.